This is a messenger RNA of Gopherus flavomarginatus (Mexican gopher tortoise), 760 nucleotides long. RefSeq names its product C-type lectin domain family 12 member A-like. The transcript has 5 exons. Lineage: Eukaryota; Metazoa; Chordata; Testudines; Testudinidae. The coding region runs from base 1 to 558 and encodes 185 amino acids. The record is from RefSeq and is a predicted model, not a curated record.
AUGGAGAGAUUUAAUGCAAAAGGAGAUAGGCAUCAUGAACCCAGUCCCUGGCUGCCUCUGAAAAACCUGCCUUUGUGCCUGUCUAUUGGCUGUGAAAUGGACAGGAAAGUGGAGACAUAUGACACUCUUUCUCAUAUUUUUAUGCCGUAUGAAGAUAUCAGCACAUCUGUUCCAGGAUUCCAACCAAGGAUCUCUGACAUCCACACAGUUCUGCAGAACAAAUCCCUCAACAAGCAAUGUGAAAUUGUGGACAAUAUCACCCAACUGCAGAAAACACUGGAAAUCUACCACCAGCAAAGAGAUGAUCUCCAAGCAAAGAGCACAAACCUCACAAAUAUUAUGAACAUGAAAGGAGAUAAAUGCAGACCUUGCCCAGAGAGUUGGAUUCAGCAUGGAGAGAAGUGUUACCAUUUUUCUAAGGACAUGAAAACAUGGCACAAGAGUAAAGAAUACUGCUCUUCUUGGGGAUCCCUACUGCUUAAAAUAGAGAACAAGAAAGAGCUGUUUUCCAGUAAAGAUACAAGAGCCUGGAGAAAAAUGUGCACUUUUCAAAGCUGAGGAAGCCUUCUCCCAUAACUGUACAGGCCAAUAUCGCUGUAUUUGUGAAAAGAGGGCUACUCGGCAAAAGACUACUGAAUUGGCACAAGGAAGAUAACAGUAUUCAUGGUGAUCAUAACCGGGGACAUUCCAAAGGGAAAGAGAAUUCACCCCUUGAGUUUGCAGAGUUGCCACCUUGAGCUGGGAUACUUCAUCUGUUAGA